This is a messenger RNA of Cornus florida, 2302 nucleotides long. RefSeq lists its product as uncharacterized. NCBI's taxonomy places the organism in Eukaryota, Viridiplantae, Streptophyta, Magnoliopsida, Cornales, Cornaceae. Bases 373 to 2061 code for a protein of 562 amino acids. The transcript is spliced from 9 exons. The record is from RefSeq and is a predicted model, not a curated record. Gene Ontology annotation, cellular component: membrane.
CAUUCGUCUUCAUCUUUGCUUCAUUCACUCAGACAUACCUUUUCCUCCACCCAUGUGAGUUGUGCCUCCUUCUUUCUCAGUUUCUCUCUCUAUAGCUAUAUGUGUAUAUACACAUAUUUAUUAUAUUGUGUGUAUAUAUAUAUAGCAAAAAGUUAAUCGCUGUAGAUUUUUUAACUUAUAUAAACCCUAAGAAAAGAACAGAAUGACUACGAGACUUUAGGUAGAAAGAAUCCCCUGUUCUCUCUCUAAAUGCGUGUGGGGCUAUAUAUGUAUGUAUGUAUAUAGAUACAUGUAUGUAACUUUCUGUAGAACGAAGUAAAUCUGGCGAUGAAAUCCCAUCAUUUGCGGUUCUUGCACUGAGAUUUACCGCAGAUGAAGAUCUUCAUCGCUCAGUUUGCUACCUUCAUUGCUAUAUUCGCCUUUCUGAGCUCCAUUCGGGCUCGCUCUCCUCCCUCCUCUGCAGAGCCCAGAGACACUCUCAAGUUCAUCUUAGGAGAAGUGAAUUUGGGGCCUUGGAAAGAUGGAAUCUUGAGUGUAUCUGCAGAAGCACCGGGACCUGCAACAGAUGUGCCUACAGUCCCUCUUGUGUUGGCUGCUGAAAGGACAAAGAGGCCGGACAUUCUUCGUGGCUUCAAGCGUUAUCGAGGUGGAUGGGACAUUGCCAAUAAACAUUACUGGGCUUCUGUUGGAUUCACAGGUGCUGCCGGUUUUAUCCUUGCUGCACUAUGGUUUGUUUCUUUUGGCUUGGCUCUUCUGGUACAUCACUGCUGUGGAUGGAGAAUAAGUGGCCAAGGCAAACGGUCGUACUGCUCACAAAGAAUAUGUCUGAUAAUGCUUAUUGUCUUCACAUGUGCUGCAGCGAUAGGAUGUAUUCUUCUUUCCGUUGGACAAGACAAAUUUCAUGAUGAAUCACUGCAUACUCUAAAUUAUGUUGUGAACCAGUCAGACUACACUGUGCAGACACUCAGAAAUGUCACAGAGUAUCUGUCAGUUGCAAAGACUAUUAAUGUCGCCCAGGUUUUCCUUCCUUCAGAUGUCAAAGAUGACAUUGACAAGUUGAUUAUAGACUUAGAUACUGCAGCAAAUACACUGACUGAUAAAACAAAUGAAAAUUCUGGCAAAAUACGAAGAGUUUUCAAUGCAGUGCGAUCAGCAUUGAUCACUGUUGCAGCAGUGAUGCUUCUCCUAUCUCUUCUUGGUCUUGUCCUGUCUAUCCUUGGUCACCAACAUGCAAUUCACAUAUUCAUCUUUAGUGGAUGGUUUCUAGUGGCAAUUACGUUUAUUCUUUGUGGAGUUUUUGUAAUCCUUAACAGUGCAAUUUCAGACACCUGUAUGGCCAUGGGAGAAUGGGUAGAUAAUCCCCAUGCAGAGACUGCUCUUACCAACAUCCUUCCAUGUGUUGACCAGAGAACCACAAACCAGACUCUGUUUCAGAGUAAAGAAGUCAUCAAUGAUAUUGUAAAUAUUGUUGAUCAAUAUAUAGACAACGUCGCCAAUUCCAAUCCGCCGCCUCAGAUCAUUCCUAGUUAUUACAACCAGUCAGGACCUACAAUGCCGCGACUCUGUCACCCAUAUGACAAUCAACUGCAAGACUAUCCAUGUCCAUCUCAAGAGGUUUCUACGGCAAAUGCUUCUUUGGUUUGGCAGAGUUACAUUUGUACCGAGUCGGCACCUGGAUUUUGCGGCAGUGUUGGGAGGUUGACUUCAGACAUGUACGGUCAGUUGGUGGCAGCAGUUAACAUAAGCUUUGCUCUUGAGCACUACACCCCACCAUUACUAAGUUUCCAGGAUUGCAAUUUCGUUCGUGACACAUUCCGAAAUAUCACUUCAGGUCACUGUCCUCCCCUGCAGCAUUAUCUGCAGAUGGUAAAUGCAGGAUUGGGCCUCAUUUCAGUAGGAGUUAUGCUGUGUCUUGCCCUUUGGUUAUUCUACGCAAACCGCCCCCAAAGGGAGGAAGUGUUUGUGAAGCUAUCUUCAAGAAUAAAAGGCAGUUGCAGUAGCAAGAACAGUAGCAACAAUGGUGUACCGUCAAGAAGCACUCCUCCAAAGGGCGCAGUCUAGAACGGUUACCGAAAUAUAUAUGUAGAAGUAGGGAAAAAAAAAGGAAAAUUAGAUGUUACAGGCUCUGUUUUAUCCCCUUGUUAGCAGAAGAAAUCAAGGUGGGGCGAAGCACCAUUUUGAGUUGCAGGCUGAUGCUAGCCAUUUCCUAGUAUGUCUUGUUAUCUCUGUACAGUAGCAUGAAGAUCAGUUGUUUUGCUGAUCAUUUUACUAUAAUAUAUCGGUUCGUGGUGUUCCAAGUGAA